CUGUUGUACCACUUAUAUCCUCAAGGUGAGAUACCAGUCUCUUGCCAAGCACAACAGUAUAGAUGUAAAUAGUACAUUUAUUUUCCUUUGUUAAUCGUGUCGAAAGAAACGCUACUGAUGAAAAUGCCAGUCAUUGAGAAUAGCUCUGUCUCKUUCUUGGAUAUUGAGGUGCCUUUUUUGACGUCAUCAAAGAUAAAGGUUCUAGGAGGUUUCUACAUUGGAACAUGUAUUUUAAGUAUACUUGGAUCAGCAUCAAUAGUUAUUGCAGUAAUUAUAAAAAAGAAACUGUGCAAUCCAGAGGUGCGACCGAUCUUUCAUCUUUCCCUGGCUGAUUUUGUGGCUUCUUUGAGUUUGUGUAUUGGUGCAGCUACCUACUUACAAUUUGGAUUCAAUUCCACCACAAGACAGUUUUGCUCAUAUGUUACUGCUUUUUCAAGCGUAUGUGAUAUGCCAUUUUAUCAUAAUUAUCUAUGAAA
Molecule: messenger RNA, 476 nt
Organism: Exaiptasia diaphana
Lineage: Eukaryota; Metazoa; Cnidaria; Anthozoa; Actiniaria; Aiptasiidae
Exons: 4
Coding region: 118-474 (118 amino acids)
Source: RefSeq, a predicted model, not a curated record